Messenger RNA from Hemiscyllium ocellatum (epaulette shark), 423 nucleotides. RefSeq names its product non-structural maintenance of chromosomes element 3 homolog. The transcript is spliced from 4 exons. The record is from RefSeq and is a predicted model, not a curated record. Bases 181 to 423 code for a protein of 80 amino acids. NCBI's taxonomy places the organism in Eukaryota, Metazoa, Chordata, Chondrichthyes, Orectolobiformes, Hemiscylliidae.
CGCUGGCCACGUGAUCUCCCCACCGUGACAAAGGCAGGGGGCAGGUGCAGGUCCGCGCGAGCGCCUCGCGGGGCGGUUUGCCGCCAGAAGCUUCCAGAGUCAGUCAGCAGGCAACGGCGCUGGGGGUCAGAGGUUCCGCAGCCUCCACUCACCGUCCCUACUCCCCACCUCCACCCCGAGAUGCCGCGGGGCAGGCAGUCCGGAGUGGCCACGAGCAGUCAGCGGGGGUCACAGGUCGGCCCCUCCCAGGAUGAUGACUCUGAUGGGGAGGACAGGCCCUCACAGAGCACCUCGGCCUCACAGUCCCAACGUUCCCUGGACAAGCUGGUCCCUGCUGUCAUCGACAGGAAGGUCAGCGAGGUGGUUCAGUACCUCCUCAUCAUGGAGCAGCGAAAGGUGCCAGUCAAACGCAAAGGUGAGUGA